AAAUAUAUAAAAGUUGUAGAUAAAAAAGGGAAAUAUCUUUCCAUCUGUUUUCAUAAAAUCAAGUUAUUGAAGUCAAAAUUUUUGACAAAUUCAAAAUGUUGGGUCAAUCAGCAAAUGAAGCUGAUUUUAAGGAGAGAUUAAUAGCAAAUGUCAAAAAAGAAGUGAAACAAAUAAUGGAAGAAAGUGUCACUCGAAAGUUUGUACAUGAAGACAGCUCUACAGUUGUUUCACUUUGUGGAGCAGUUGAAGCUUGCUUAAGUCAAGGUCUUCGUAGAAGAGCUUUAGGGCUUUUUAAAACAAGCUCGACUACAGCUUUACUUCAUAAAAUCAGUAGUCAAUGUGAAGAGGCUGCUCAUGUAAGUAAGAAGAUACAUGAUAUUGAAGCUGCAGAUCCAAGCAAAAGGUCAUCGUCUUCAAGUGACAGUAUCAUUAAACCACCCAUCCUUACUAAAAAGGGCUCAAGUAAUUCUGUAGGUGGAGGUACACCGACAGCAGUGUCAAACAAUUCUCAGCCUUCAAUGAAAUAUUUGUGGAUUAGAAUUGCACUUUAUGAAAAAAAAUUGACAAGAAUCAUUGAUCAUCUUGUUGCAAAUGCAAACAGAUACUAUGACAAAGAUGCUCUUGUUGCAGAUUCUGACUACGGAUCAAUUUUAAGCUCAUUGCUCGUUGGCCCUUGUGCUUUAGAGUAUUCAAAAGCAAAAACUUUAGAUCAUUUUUGGACUGAUCCAACAGCCAAUGAUUUAGUACAACGACACAUCAUUCCAUCACAAACUACUCCACAAUCCUCACGAAGGCCAAUGUUAAAUAUAAAACGCAUUCAUACAAGUUCAGAUGACUCUGGUAUUAAUUCCUACAAAAGUAAUUCACCGGCAUCGACAGCAAAAGAUUAUGUUGAGUCUUUACAUCAGAAUUCACGAGCAACACUUUUAUAUGGAAAGAAUAACGUUUUAGUUCAUCCAAAAGAUGUCGCUGAGCCUAUGUUGGGCUAUUUAUCACUACAUCAAUCCAUAAAUUUUCUUACAAUUAAAUGGACACCAAAUCAACUAAUGAAUGGUUAUAAUGAACAAUCAUUGCCAUCUUCUGCUGGAUCUAUAACGUCAGCUUCCGAAGUUGACAAAAGCUUUUUCUGGGCAUAUGUUAUGAAUAUCAAUAUUGAUGAUAUUGUUUAUGUCCAUUGUCAUCAGAAUCGAAGUAGUGAAGAGACUAGUGGAACAAUAAUUCUUGUAGGCCAUGACGGAGUUCAGAGACCUCCAAUUCACUUUCCGGAAGGUGGACAUAUGGCUCAAUUUCUAGGCUGCUUGGAAACUGGAUUAUUGCCACAUGGUCAGUUAGAUCCACCUUUAUGGUCUCAGAAAGGAAUAGGCCGUAUAUUUCCGUGGCCGGUAAAAUCAAGAAGACGAUUUGGAGGACUUCCAUCAGUUUUAGAAAACAAUGAUGAGCUACCAAUUGAUUACGUGUUUCGUGUGGUAAACAAAAGCAAUCCUGAAGAAUUUUUGGCAACACAUCCUAUUAUGGAAGUUGGCAGAACAAGUCCAUAUCGACGACAUUUAAGUAGCUGCUCAACAAACGAGAGUAGUGAUGGUUCUAGCAAAAGUAUUUCGUUAGAUCUUGUUGAAAGUACAACAAUUCAACAACCAACAAAUAACCAAGCUACAAGUAUUGCUUUAGUUUGUACAACGAUGAAACGCCAAAUAAUUUCUCGGGCUUUUUAUGGAUGGUUAGCUUAUUGUCGUCAUUUAUCUACUGUAAGAACUCAUCUUAGUGGGUUAGUGCAUGGAAGAAUAACUCCUGAUAUUGGUGCAGACAAUGGAUUGACAGAAGAACGUUGGAGAGAAAUGCAUGAUGAUGAAGGAGUUAUUUCACAAGAUUGCGAAGUAUAUCGUCUAGUUUAUUACGGAAGUGUUGCACACGAAAUAAGAAAGGAAGUAUGGCCAUACUUGCUAGGCCAUUAUACGUUUGGGAUGACGUCAAACGAACGUAAAGAAUUAGAUGAAAAUACUAGACAUUAUUAUGAAACAACAAUGAGUGAAUGGCUAGCAUUAGAAGCAAUUGUUAGACAAUUGGAUAAAGAAAAAACAGCACAUGCAGUUGCUAAAUUAAGUUCGGGUGGAAGUGCAAGUGAUAGUAAAGUGAAAUGUGGAGUUGAUGUUGAUGUUGAAAUGGAAAAUGAAGUUUUUGAAGAGAACGGAUUUUCAGAUGGAUCAGACGUUGAAUUUUCCGAAGAGAAAUCACCUGUUAAAAAACAAUCGAGAGAACACAUUCAAAAUAAUAAUAGCAAAUCUUUAGAUACAGAAAAAGGUCAAAAAGAAACUGAACUGAUGGAAGUAGACAUAAAAAGUUCUCCUUCAACAUCUUCCUACGAGACUGUUGGAACUGAUUUUAUUGAUUAUGUGGACAAAGAAGGAUUCCCAUUAUCACCAAAACUAAAUCCAACAGCCGUAAUUGUGACUGAUGCUUCUAUUGAUAUGACAAAUAUACCACAAUCAGCUAUCGAUGGAAAUAAAGAGACUAAAGAAAUUUUAGAAACAGUUAAUGAAGAACUUUCACCAAAUUCUUUAGAUGCAUUACAAGAACCAAAAUCAGCCUGUGUUUCACCAGCAAGUUCUAAUGGCGGCAUCUAUACUAAUGAGCAGCUUGAACUUUUUGGUUUAAACUUACAUCGAAUCGAAAAAGAUGUUCAACGAUGUGAUCGCAACUAUUGGUAUUUUGCUAACGAAAAUUUAGACAAACUUAGGAACGUGAUUACAACAUAUGUGUAUGAGCACCUGGAGACUGGUUAUAUGCAAGGAAUGUGUGAUUUGUUGGCUCCCUUGCUUGUUAUUUUUGAUGACGAAUCCUUAAGCUAUGGAUGUUUUUGCCGAUUGAUGGAACGAAUGAUUGAAAACUUUCCAAAUGGUGGUGCUAUGGAUAUGCACUUUGCUAAUAUGCGAUCACUAAUACAAAUAUUAGAUUCAGAAAUGUAUGAUUUGAUGCAUGCUCAUGGUGACUAUACACAUUUCUAUUUUUGCUAUCGAUGGUUUUUAUUGGAUUUUAAACGAGAACUUCUUUACGCUGAUGUGUUUUCGGUUUGGGAAGUUAUUUGGAGCGCGAAGCAUGUUUCAUCUAGUCAUUUUGUGCUAUUUCUAGCACUAUCACUUUUAGAAAAUUAUCGUGAUAUAAUUUUAUCAAACAGCAUGGAUUUUACAGACAUUAUUAAAUUUUUCAAUGAAAUGGCAGAGAGACAUAAUGUUUCUUCAAUAUUAAAGACAGCUCGAAACUUGGUGUUGCAGUUGCAAGUACUAAUUGAAAAUAAAUAAUUGGGUCAUUUUUUUACUCAUUUUUUCAAGUUUCAAAAUAAACAAAAGACUUGUGAAUUUUUCGUCACUUUAGUCAUCUUAAAUUUUAUUUAUAUAUAUAAGC
This is a messenger RNA of Chironomus riparius, 3399 nucleotides long. Lineage: Eukaryota; Metazoa; Arthropoda; Insecta; Diptera; Chironomidae. The record is from the annotation of a GenBank genome assembly.